AAGGAAAUCAUCCUUGACGACAGGAAGGCGCUGGAAACAAGGAACAAGGCUACUGGGAUUAGCGUUAUCAGCUCAUUGCCGAUCAAUGAAUCGAUGUCAAUGCUAAAAACGAUACAGACUCUUAUGGCAGAAUUGCAUAUAAUUGGACAAAUCAUCGGGGCCACCGGAUUCCCACAGAACAGCCUCUUCUGCAAAUGGGGUGUACACGCAGGAGGAGCAUGGAGACUUCUUUCUGGUCUGAAGGAAGGCCAGACUCAGGUGGACAUGCCUCAAACUGGGGACAUGGCAUACUGGAGGCAUCCCAUUGAUUUGCACUACACUACUAAGGGCCUACAAGGAUGGCCAAGGCUUCAUCUCCAGGUGUGGCAUCAGGACUCUUUUGGCCGAUGCCAGCUGUAUGGUUAUGGUUAUAUCCACGUACCAUCAAGCCCAGGACAGCAUCAUCUGCAGUGCGUGACAUGGCGACCGCUGGGAUCCUGGCAGGAUCAACUUGCUGAGAUGUUUGUUGGAGGAGGACCACAGCUGCGCUCGCCAGAUCUCAUUUACAGUGGCGCAGACAGAUACAGACUCCACACAGUUGGCAUGGGCACAGUUGAACUAGAGCUGUGCGUUAUUCUGCGCCACUUUGACAGAUACGGUGUGGAGAGCUGAGAACGGACUACAGGUUGUCAUAUAUUUCAGGUCUAUGAUAUAUGGAGAGGAAAAGAAGGUAAAAUAUUUUGUUAUAUUGGGCAGGAGGUAGUUAUAUAAGGUGUGUAUGAAUGUAAGUGUUGUAUGUUAUACAAAGAGUUGAGUGAAAUGGUGAGUGAUAGAUUUAUCUCCGCAGACUGAUACUGUGUUUUUGUACUUUGGAUCUCAAACAAUACUUUUUUAUUUCAUUUUGUACACUUUUUGUACACU
This is a messenger RNA of Sinocyclocheilus anshuiensis, 900 nucleotides long. RefSeq names its product B9 domain-containing protein 2-like. The transcript has 4 exons. Gene Ontology annotation, biological process: cilium assembly. Gene Ontology annotation, cellular component: MKS complex. Lineage: Eukaryota; Metazoa; Chordata; Actinopteri; Cypriniformes; Cyprinidae. The coding region runs from base 94 to 651 and encodes 185 amino acids. The record is from RefSeq and is a predicted model, not a curated record.